GUCAUAGCCUACUUAGAAACCUUUGCAGUUAUUGUAGGCUGAUCUUAGAAAAUUAAUUAAUUCACAAGAAGUAGGUAGGCCUAAUAAGUAAAGUCUGGCUACAGAGGUAGGCUAGUCAAUAUAUAGACCAUCCAACUGCUUUAAAUUCAAAACUUUUACCUUCCAAUCAAGAGAUAGGCCUAAUCUAAGAUGUGUACUCCAACUGUUUACCCUGCUAACCCAUUCGAUGCCAAUGCUGAUGCAACUGCAUUGCGUAAAGCUAUGAAAGGGCUUGGGACUGAUGAAAAGGCAAUUAUUGAAAUUUUGGCUCAUCGAGGGAUUGUGCAGCGUCUUGAGAUUGUGGAUGCCUACAAAACACUUUUUGGAAAGGACUUGUUAUCCGACUUGAAGAGUGAGUUGAGUGGAAAGUUUGAAGAUGUGAUUGUUGCAUUGAUGACCCCUCUUCCGUCAUUCUACGCGAAAGAGCUUCAUAACGCCGUGGCAGGCGUUGGAACUGAUGAGGAAGCUAUUAUAGAAAUCCUUUGUACCCUGAGUAACUAUGGGAUCAAAACUAUAUCUGCGUUUUAUGAAAAAAUGUUCAAUACAACAUUAGAGAAGGAUUUAGUAGGAGAUACAUCUGGCCACUUCAAACGGCUCUGCGUCUCACUUUGUCAGGCAAAUCGGUCUGAAGAUCCCAACGUAAACCAUGAACAGGCUAAGGCUGAUGCUGAAGCUUUGUUUGCUGCAGGUGAAAAGAUGAAGUGGGGGACUGACGAGUCAGUGUUCAACCGCAUUCUGGUGACCAACAGUUAUCAGCAACUGAGAGAGACAUUCCUAGAGUAUGAGAAACUCUCUGGAAAUGACAUUGAGAAGGCUAUCAAGGAAGAGUUCUCAGGCAGCAUACAGAAAGGCCUACUUGCUAUUGCAAGGUGUGUGAAGAGCAAGGUUGGAUUCUUUGCUGAAAGGCUGCAUGACUCAAUGGCUGGAGUAGGCACCAAGGAUAAGACAUUGAUACGCAUCAUCGUCUCUCGCUCUGAGAUUGACCUCGGGGACAUCAAACGCGCUUUUGAGGAAAAGUACGGCAAAACACUGGAGAGCUUCAUUUCCGGGGAUACAUCUGGUGACUACAAGAAAGUGCUGCUAGCACUUGUCUCUUAAAGGUGCCCUGCUAGUGAUACUCUACUGCACAAUGUGUUCAAAGCAUGUUAGGGAUAACAACUCAUAUGGGUCUAAUGGUUAAUGGUUUCCUGUUUAAACUUAAAACAUUUGUGCUCUAAUUAAUCUGGACCGUCUCUAUGGUCCUCUCAGCAAAAGUAUCCAUUCAGCACUAAUACAUUUGAAAUCAUACAAGCAUGAAGCAAUCAUACAUAUGAAGCAAAACAUACAUUUUUACUAAAAUGGCUCAGACAUAAAUCUAGACAAUUAACUGCUUAAAGGAAAAAGAUUUUUAAAUAUUUCCAAGGAAAUAGCUGCUGUGACUUAUAAAUAUGUAUGUUUUUUUUUAAGUUUGGUAUGCGUUAUAGUUUUAAUGUUAAAUAUGCAACAAAAAUGUAUUUUAUUUACACAUUAGCUAGGCAAGUAUCUUUAAAACUUUAUAGUUGUAGUUAAAAAUUUACAAAGUUACUUAAAAUAUACUUAAACAUAAUAAUUUGUUUAUGACGACGUUUUCAACUAACUAUUGAGAACAACUGGGUACUUUUAAUUUUUUAUGCGUGUAUUAAUAUAUUAAUUUUGCUAAAACAGUAUUUUGGUAUGAAAACAAUGAUACAAUUAUUAUAAAAUGAAAGACUGUAGGACGUGAAGUAUUGUUAACCUUUCAAAUAUUUGUAGUUGUAGUGAAUAUACAAUAGAUUUUUUUUUUUUUACAAGAGCGAGAAAACAAAGACAUGAUUCCCAAUCAUUGUGGAACAUUUUUAAUAGACAUAAAUCACAAGUUAAUUUCAAAAGCAAUACAUUUUGUAGAAAUAUGAAGUGCCUGGUUGCUAAGAACUAGAAGUGUAUGUUAAAAGUGCCAUUCAAUCUGAAAUUACUGAAAGACUAGCGUUUUAUUUUCCACUAAAUUCUGCUCAAUACAACUCAGGUUCUAUGCAUUUCAUAUUGAUUUCUCCUUCGGUUUGUACUUUAGUCUGCAGUUGUGGCUUUUUGGUAUUAUUUAUUUAAAACUCAGUUAACACUAAAGACAAGAUUAAACUUGCUGUAAUGUUGGUACCCCUACUAUACAUAACUCAUAAUAUCUUAUUGAUUAAUACAUUCCACUUAAUUUUCACACAAGAAACUUUUAUAAAUUUUCAAAAACUAGUUAUCAUUUUUUACCUUUUUGCAUGUAAGAUUAUUUAAAAUUAGAAUAUUGUGUAGCUUAUAGUGCCACUUGAAAAAUUGAAUCAAAAUGUUUCCUAUUUACAACUUUAUUUUUUUUAGUUAAUUUAUAUGGCUACUCAGGUAAUAAAUCACUUUUGCUAAGCUAUUGCUUGUAAUUGCACAAUUAUUACUGUGAUGUAAUGAAUCAAGAAAUAUAAUCAUAACUGUGUAUUGAGGUUGUGUCAAUAUAACAUUUGUUAAAGGCUUUUAGCUAUAACUAACAGAUCUGUUAAGCUUGUUGAAUUGUCAAUUUGUGAAUUUGCCUUAAUUUAUUAUAGAUUUAUAUUCUUGUUGUUUAUAUAAGUAUAUUUUCUUAAAUGUUAUAUUCUACCAAUAAAUCUUUGCUUUUGUCUUAA
Macrosteles quadrilineatus (aster leafhopper) is the source of this 2693-nucleotide messenger RNA. Its product is annotated as annexin B9. The record is from RefSeq and is a predicted model, not a curated record. Lineage: Eukaryota; Metazoa; Arthropoda; Insecta; Hemiptera; Cicadellidae. The transcript has 8 exons. Bases 190 to 1137 code for a protein of 315 amino acids. Gene Ontology annotation, cellular component: cytoplasm. Gene Ontology annotation, molecular function: calcium-dependent phospholipid binding; calcium ion binding.